AUGAGUGUUGUAGAUUAUCUUCGAACUAAAAUCUUGGUCUACUGGUGGCAAUUAAUCCUCUUUGUCGUUAGUGCCAACUUAGCCGGCGUUAUACCAGCACUUUUUAGUGAUGUUGGUCGAGGGGGUUGGUAUGGACAACUGAAGAAACCAGGGUUCACUCCUCCGAACGCAGCAUUUACACCAGUAUGGACUUACUUAUAUUGUACGAUGGGGCUUGCAGCUUUCUUAGUUUGGCGUGAUGGAGAUGGAUUUACGGGGAAAGCAGGAUUAAGUUUAAGGGUGUACUUCUUUAAUUUGCUCUUAAAUUUGACGUGGACUCCGGUAUUUUUUAAUGGCAGAUCUCUGGAAGGAGGUGCAAUCAUAAUAAUAAUGCUUGUGGCCGUUGUUAUUACUCUCAUGUUCUUGUUUUGGAAGUUCAAUCGACUCUCUUCAUUGCUUCUAUUCCCUUACUUGAUAUGGUUAUCAAUUGCAACAUCGUUAAAUUUUACUCUCUAUGCAAUGAAUAGGUACGAUGAGUUCUAAUUUUUAAUAGGAUGCUUCUACAUUACUUGGUCCUUUUCCGUACCUGAAGACUGCACAAGGCAAAUUUUUAACGUAUGCUGUAUAGUAAUACGCUUAUGGUAAUAUUUAGUACUAAUAAAUGGUAGAAGUUUUUUUAUGAUU
Trichoplax adhaerens is the source of this 663-nucleotide messenger RNA. RefSeq lists its product as hypothetical. Gene Ontology annotation, cellular component: mitochondrial outer membrane. The coding region runs from base 1 to 522 and encodes 173 amino acids. The record is from RefSeq and is a predicted model, not a curated record. The transcript is spliced from 2 exons. Lineage: Eukaryota; Metazoa; Placozoa; Uniplacotomia; Trichoplacea; Trichoplacidae.